AUGAUGAAAGACUACAAUAAAGACUACAUAAUGACGAUGCUUGCUAAGGGAUUAGCUGUUAAACUGGUCCUUUCCUUUAACCGUGGUACUACUUCUACUACUAGAGAUCCAGAUAUUGAUGAGAUCAACGAUAAGGAGGAUGACGAGAAUCAAUAUAAUGAUGAUGAUGAUGAUAACAACUACAAGACAGAAGUAUCAGGGUAUGAUGAUAAGACAAUACGUAUAGAGUGUGAGAGGGAGGAGGAUGCUUAUCUAUGGUUUAAAGCUCUUACGAUUAUCUUAUCUACAAAUGAUGAUGAUGCUGUUUCUGAGGCUGACACUGGGGAGAUAGUAACCGAGGAUAGUUAUGAGGUGGUGGAAACUAGUGAUGGUCAUCUUAUCAUAACCAAUGAUGAUAAUGAUAAUGAUGAAUCGCUUGCUACUGUAGAUGAUGAUACUACUGGUGAAUCCCUUUCCCAUAUUGUAUCGAUCGGUCCUAAUAACAAUUAUGAUAAGUUUGUAGAGGAUACUGCUGCAUCCCUUAAGGAUGGCAGGAUACCUAAAUUACCUUCUGCACCAUUGGAUCAAAUAUUCAAGAGGAAUAUGAUACCCAAAGAAGGGCUUAUAUUGGACUUUGGUAUUGGUACAGGAUGGUUUACACGCUACAUUGCUGGUCAACUUGAUGGUAGGAAGAUGUACGGUUUUGAUAGUUUUAAGGGUUUACCUAGUGAUUGGGUUCCAAAACAAGGGGCAAUGCCCGAGACUGGUAAAGGAUCAUUUGCUCAGACUAAGCUACCAGAUAUGCCCGAUAAUGUGGAAUUGGUUGUGGGUAUGUUUGAUGAUACUUUACCAGGCUUUGCUAAGGAACAUGCUAAUGAUACCAUAGCCUUACUUCAUAAUGAUUCUGUAAUGUAUGAGUCAACUGUUAGUAUUUUCAAAAAUCUUGGUCAUAUGAUUGUCCCUGGUACCAUCAUAGUAAUGGAUGAAUUAUUCGAUUAUCCACAAUAUGCUAAACAUGAGUUAAAAGCAUUCUUCGAAUACCUAGUAGAUAGGUCUAAGAUUAUCGGUGAGGAUUGUGUAUUCGAAUGGAUUGGUACUGGUGAUGUAUUGUUGGAGGAUUGUUUUACUGAUCCUAAAUAUGACUAUGGUAUUUACAUCGAUCCUACUGGUGCCAAGUUAGUAUCACAGAAUAUUAAUUUAUUGAUGAGAUGUGGUAUCAAGAUGAUUAAGGUGUAA
Messenger RNA from Perkinsus marinus ATCC 50983, 1215 nucleotides. RefSeq lists its product as hypothetical. NCBI's taxonomy places the organism in Eukaryota, Perkinsozoa, Perkinsida, Perkinsidae. The record is from RefSeq and is a predicted model, not a curated record. The transcript is spliced from 9 exons. The coding region runs from base 1 to 1215 and encodes 404 amino acids.